CUCUCCGUUUUGUCCAACUCUUUUGCGCAACAUCGGGAGAAACUCUCGCGACUCUCGAGAGGGCGAGGACGACAACCGUAUCUGUUUGCUGCUGGCUCUGUGCACCGCAGACGCGAGUUAUCUACCUCGGCGGAAGAGCGGAAGGCGCAGCGGAGGGUGGACGCGGGGGAGUUUUUCGGAGGAAAGAGGAACGAUGGCCACUUACGCGACCUAUAGACACGUCGAGCUCGACAAUGUUGGAUACGGAAAGAAAAGGGUGUUGAAACCCCCUGGUGGCGGAAGCAGCGACAUUUUCGGCGCAGCGCCCGAAGAGACUAGCCCCCGCCGCGUGAAGAACCACAACCAAUCGCAGCUGGGCUCCGCUUUGUUCGGCGAUACACCGAACAACAGCAACAGCAACGAAACGCCGCGCAACAAGCCCGGUAAUGAUUCAUACAAUCGCCUGUUUGGCCCUCCCGAUGCCCCACCCACCACCCCAAACGCGAAAAAUCACAUGCGCAGCAAUAUCUCCCUCAGCGGGGAGUCGAUGUCCUCGUCGGUGUCAUCAGGCGCCGCAACGUCGCCCGCGAAGAGCACCGGAAGCUCGGACUCGAUCGCGGGCGUUCUCAACGGAUACGCGGCCAGCAAUGGCAACAAUAUGACCAACGAUGUCACAGCUUUUAGGAGAAUCAAACGAUUUCGUGGAUCGUCCUGCUUAAUGCGCAACCCGGUCACCGGAGACGGAGUUGACGUGACGCCUAUAAGGCGCAGCACACGAAGGUGUCGAGAUGGUAAUCCGGUAACCGGAAUUGGUUAUGGAGAAUCACAAAACAACGGACCAGCUGUCCAAAAUGGAACGACUAGCUCGAAUUCCAGCGAGAAAUCGAACGAUACAUCGCCAGCAGCAAAAGUUCCGGCACGUACACGCGUGCCACCUGGUGGAUAUUCAUCUGGACUGUGGUAAAAAUCUGUGGCCUCUUGGACAACCGCUAAUCGGCAUUUUCCUUUCGAUUGGCGUCGUAAACCCUUCCAGUAUUGGUAAAUUUGAAGAAAAUCGGAUCUUCAUUAAUAUCACUUCAAGAAUAUUGCUGUGAAUUGGUUGAUCCCUUGUUUCGAUAAAGAAAAGGAAGGAAAACUGAUUGUACGAAUUCUUUCGAAUGAUGAAUUGUAUUCUUUUGAUUUAUAUUAUUCAUAUGCGACGAUAGAUGGAUAUGUCAUGUUGAUUUUUGUAGUUAGAUUCGUUUCAAUAUUAAUUAUGGUUCGUGAUUUAUAUUGUUCGUUCGAAAUACGAAUGAGUUUUUAUAUUACGUAGAUUGAAAAGAAGUGGAAAUUUAAAGAUUAUAUGAUAUAAAUACGAAUUAUUCAGGUUUGUAUUGUAUUCUAAAUUUAUAUUCCAAAAAUCGUAUCUUAUUUGGAUUUAUUCAUAAGUUAACUUACAUUCGUUAUUUUCACUUUUUUAUAUUUGACUAUUUUUCGUUUUAUGUUCUAGAUUUUUCUCUCUGAAAUCAUUGACGUUAGUUAACAAUGUUCGUCUUUUAUUUAUUUAUUUUUCUUUCGCGUUUUUUUUAUUGAUCUUUCUGUUCAAUUGAAAGAAAUCGAUUUUUACGAUGACUAAAUAAUAUUCUUUCGUUAAGUUAGACAUUUCACUGGAAGGGUUAAUGCAAGAAGACAGAGAAAGUAAACUGAAAAGAGCAAACUGUCAUCUUUGUGACAAUUCUUAGGUCCUAAUUGCCGAAGUGAGUAGAAUAGUUGUUCGGUUUUCACUAUAAAAAAAAGAAAAAAAAGGAGAAAAAUAAAAAUAAAUACGUCAUUCCUUUUCUCUUCUAAAAAUCCCCAUUUUCACGAUUUUUUUGUAAGCGCAUAAUUUUAUUCAGGGGAAAGUAAAAAUUGUCCAUGUUUUUUGAAUCAUGAAAGUUAAAAAAAAAAUUUUGAAGAAGGAUGUAAAAUAGUUUUUCUCGAAUAUACUUUGUUUUCGAGAGAAUUUUUGCCUCUCUACCCCUUUCCAAUGUCCGGCUGUUCUUCUUUUGAACUGCACUUUCUAUAAUAUUCCAGAGAUCGUGUUAUUCUAAGGUAUCGAUAUUCUUUGAACCGUUAAUCCUAUAUUGAUAAGAGAAUAACGAGAACAGAGAGUAAGAAAGAAAGAGAAAAAGAGAGUGAAAGAGGAAAAAAGUAUGGAAUAUAUUAUAAAAGGAGAGAGAAAGACACAAAAGACGAAUAAAAAUGAUUUUUUUCUUUCUUUUUUUUCACGAUGGAGUUUUUCGAAAUAUAAAAAUUGUGAAGGAUGUAGAAAGGGAAAGAAAAAAUAGAUCGAUUGAAAAAUGAAUCCUGCCAAAUUUUGAAAGAUAAAAAUUUAGAAGUGAGCGCCAUGAAAAUCAUGUUUUUUUUAAAUUGAUAGACUGUUGUCGAUUGAUUUUUUCUUCGGAUAAAUAAAUCAAAUCGUAACUUGUUUGAUGAUGAAUAGCGAAAAAUUAAGAGAAAAAAAAGGUACGAACGUCCAGAAUGAAAUAGAGAGAUAGAUCGUGAUUAACUUGAAUAUAAUAAGGAAUAAUUAUAAAAUUAGAAAACGUUCGAUAAAACCUCGGAAUUGUAUAUUAGAAGUAGGCAUGUGUUAUU
Messenger RNA from Apis dorsata (giant honeybee), 2592 nucleotides. RefSeq names its product microtubule-associated protein Jupiter (gene Jupiter). The transcript has 5 exons. Gene Ontology annotation, cellular component: nucleus. The record is from RefSeq and is a predicted model, not a curated record. Bases 194 to 943 code for a protein of 249 amino acids. Lineage: Eukaryota; Metazoa; Arthropoda; Insecta; Hymenoptera; Apidae.